AUGAAGUACGUCGUCGUCAGCGGUGGCGUCGUCUCCGGCCUGGGAAAGGGCGUCACCGCGUCCAGCGUCGGGGUGUUGCUCCGGGCGAGCGGUCUGCGGGUGACGAGCGUGAAGAUCGACCCGUACAUUAACAUCGACGCCGGCACGAUGUCCCCGUUCGAACACGGCGAGACGUACGUGUUGGACGACGGCGGAGAGAGCGAUCUGGAUCUCGGGAACUACGAGCGGUUCGUCGACGUGUCGUUGACGAGGGAUCACAACAUCACCACGGGGAAGGUGUAUCAGAGCGUGAUCUCGAAGGAACGCGAGGGGAAGUAUCUGGGGAAGACGGUGCAGGUGGUGCCGCACAUCACGGAUGAGAUUCAGGAUUGGAUUGAGCGCGUGGCGCACGUGCCGGUGGACGGGACCGACGGCGUCCCGGACGUGUGCGUGAUCGAGCUCGGUGGUACGGUGGGUGAUAUCGAGUCGAUGCCUUUCAUAGAGGCUUUGCGGCAAUUUCAGUUCCGCGUCGGAAGUGAUAACUUUUGCUUGAUUCACGUCUCGCUCGUGCCCGUGGUUGGCGCCGUGGGAGAGCAAAAGACCAAGCCGACGCAACACUCGGUGCAAGCGCUUCGCUCCGCCGGUCUCUCCCCGCACUUGCUCGCGUGUCGAUCCAAGCUUCCGCUGGAGCAGAGCGUCAUGGAUAAGCUCGCGCUCUUCUGCCACGUGAACCCAAAGUGUAUCAUAAACUUGUGCGACGUGAGCAACAUCUGGCACGUGCCGCUCGUGAUGCACGAGCAACACGCGCUCGAGAGCAUCAUGAACCAGCUCAAGAUUCCGUUCAAGGAACCCGAUCUCGAGCAAUGGGCGUACCGCGCGAACAAGUGGGACGUCAUCGACACGCCGGUGACCAUCGCCCUCGUGGGUAAGUACACUGGUUUAGGUGACUCGUACUUGUCCGUCACCAAAGCUUUGCUGCACAGCACCAUCGCAUGCGAUCGCAAGCUCAACUUGCUGUGGAUCGAAGCGAGCGAUUUGGAGGAUGAAACGAAAAGCGAAGACGUCGCUAAGUACGACGCGGCGUGGGCCAGCGUGAAGGCGGCGGAAGGUAUCUUAGUUCCGGGCGGUUUUGGCGGGCGAGGCGUCGAGGGCAAGAUGCUUGCGGCGCGGUACGCACGGGAAAACAAGGUACCGUACUUGGGCAUUUGCCUCGGCAUGCAGAGUAUGGUGAUCGAGUUUGCGCGUAACGUCCUCGGCUUGUCCGACGCGCACUCGACGGAGAUGGAACCUGAGACGAAGAAUCCGGCGGUUAUCUUCAUGCCUGAAGGUAGCAAAACACACAUGGGCGGCACAAUGCGUCUGGGCUCGCGAAGAACCAUCUUCCAAACCCAAGAUUGCAUUGCCGCGCGUCUGUACGGGGGUGUGCCGUACGUCGACGAGCGCCAUCGUCAUAGAUACGAGGUGAAUCCGGACAUGGUCCCGCAGCUCGAGGCGGCUGGCUUGAAGUUUGUCGGCAAGGACGACUCCGAGACGCGAAUGGAAGUGUGCGAAGUCGACGGUCACCCUUUCAUGGUCGGUUGUCAGUACCACCCGGAGUUCAAAUCUCGUCCCGGUAGGCCAUCGCCACCGUUCAUGGGACUCAUCCUCGCCGCGAGCGGUCAGCUCAGCGAGUACACGUCCGAGGAGGCCAUAGCCGUGCGCAAGAGCGUCGCCUACAACACGCACGACGCGGUGAUGACGUCCCCACUCAAGGUACUCCGUCAAAACGUCUCCCCGUCCAAGUAG
This is a messenger RNA of Ostreococcus tauri, 1764 nucleotides long. Its product is annotated as Glutamine amidotransferase. The coding region runs from base 1 to 1764 and encodes 587 amino acids. NCBI's taxonomy places the organism in Eukaryota, Viridiplantae, Chlorophyta, Mamiellophyceae, Mamiellales, Bathycoccaceae. The record is from RefSeq and is a predicted model, not a curated record. Gene Ontology annotation, biological process: CTP biosynthetic process; pyrimidine nucleobase biosynthetic process. Gene Ontology annotation, molecular function: identical protein binding; CTP synthase activity. The transcript is spliced from 2 exons.